UGUGAGUCACCUGCUUCCCUGCUAACUUCAUCCCGCUUGCUGAACCGCAUAUGCUAUGCACGCCGCCUUGAUCCGGUAUCCUUGUCGAGCUCCGCCGCGGCGCCGCCGGCGCCGUGCAUCCUCGGCGGCGAUCGACGGAGAUGGCGCCUCGGCUCAGCGUGAAGAAGUGCCUGAUCAUCCUCGCCCUCGCCGCCGCCGCGGCCAUCGCCGGCUUCUUGUCCGUCGCCGGCGCGGGUCGCGGCCGUUCUUCCUCCUCUUCUCCGGCGCGUCGGCUGUCGAAUGGUCUCGCCGCGGAGAGGGCCCGGAUGGCGAUGGCGAGGGCGGCGUCGCCGACCGUGGAGCGGGAGCUCGACGCGGCGCGAGCAGCGAUACGCCGGGCGGCGCGGCGGCGUCGACAUGGUGAUCUCGCCGGCGGCGAGGGACGAAGCAGCAGCAACGUCAGCUCGGCGAAGUGGCUGAGCUUCUUCGGCGACGCGGACCACGCUCGCCUGGAGCGCGUCUACCGCAACCCGGCGGCGUUCUACAGGAGCUACGUGGAGAUGGAGAGGCGGUUCAAGGUGUACGUGUACGAGGAAGGCGAGCCGCCGAUCGCGCACGAGGGCCCGUGCAAGAACAUCUACGCCGUCGAGGGCCGCUUCAUCGAGGAGCUCGAGCUCAUGGCGCCGCCGCUCGGCGGCGUACGGACGUGGGACCCGGCGCGCGCGCACGCCUUAUUCCUGCCGCUGAGCGUGUCGCAGAUGGUGCAGCUCGCGUACCGGCCGCUGUCGUACGACCUCUCGCCGCUCCGCGCCAUCGUCGCCGACUACGUCGCCGUCGUCGCCUCCCGCCACCGCUUCUGGAACCGAUCCGCCGGCGCCGACCACUUCAUGCUCUCCUGCCACGACUGGGGUCCGCACGCGUCGAGGGGGCACCCGGAGCUGUACGCGAACGCCAUCCGCGCGCUGUGCAACGCCAACACGUCGGAGGGAUUCCGGCCGGACAAGGACGUCAGCAUCCCGGAGAUCAACCUCUACGACGGCGACAUGCCGCCGGAGCUCCUGUCCCCGGCGCCGCCGCCGCCACGGCCGUUCCUGGCAUUCUUCGCCGGCGGCCGGCACGGCCACGUCCGCGACCUCCUCCUCCGCCACUGGAAAGGCCGCGACCCGGCCGUCUUCCCCGUCUACGAGUACGACCUCCCCUCCAUCCCCGUCUCCGUCUCCGGCGACGGCGACACCGACGCCGGCGGCGAGGGCGGCAACCCGUACUACUGGUACAUGCGGCGGAGCAGGUUCUGCCUGUGCCCGAGCGGGCACGAGGUGGCGAGCCCGCGGGUGGUGGAGGCGAUCCACGCCGGGUGCGUGCCGGUGGUAGUCGCCGACGGGUACGCGCCGCCGUUCGCCGACGUGCUGCGGUGGGAGGCGUUCUCGGUGGCGGUGGCGGUCGCCGAUGUGCCGAGGCUGAGGGAGCUGCUGGAGCGGAUCCCGGCACCGGAGGUGGAGCGCCUCCGCGACGGCGUGCGGCUGGUGAAGCGCCAUUUCAUGCUGCACCAGCCGCCGGAGAGGCUCGACAUGUUCCACAUGAUCCUGCACUCUGUCUGGCUCAGGAGGCUCAACCUUAGGCUGAACAGUCACUAACAAUC
Molecule: messenger RNA, 1618 nt
Organism: Oryza sativa Japonica Group (Japanese rice)
Lineage: Eukaryota; Viridiplantae; Streptophyta; Magnoliopsida; Poales; Poaceae
Product: probable glycosyltransferase At5g25310
Molecular function (GO): glycosyltransferase activity
Source: RefSeq, a predicted model, not a curated record